Molecule: messenger RNA, 1311 nt
Organism: Angiostrongylus costaricensis
Lineage: Eukaryota; Metazoa; Nematoda; Chromadorea; Rhabditida; Metastrongylidae
Source: the annotation of a GenBank genome assembly
AUUGAUGUUCCUUGGGAUAAACGAGAGAGUAAGUUAGAACGAGCGGCAUUGAUGAAGAAACUCGAUGAUGACUUGGAGCUGUUUAUGGAGGAAAUGGCUGCGAAGAAGGUGUCCAAGAAACCGUUCGAUUUCAAUGAGUGGUGUAGUGAUAUUGAACAACACCCUGCUUUCAUGAAGGAUCUCGAAACUGGGCUAACGGGAAAGUACGCAGAGACAAUAAGUGCUCUUCAGGCAAUGAAAUAUGACGAAGAUGUGGACGAGGAUAAGCAGAUGAAUGCAGAGCGGCAUAGACAGGAAGGAAAUAAACACUUCAAGCUGAAGAAGUAUCGUUGGGCAACUGAUUGUUAUACUGAAGGUAUAAAGCAGAAGUGUUUGGACCGUAAGCUAAAUUCAAUUCUCUACAGUAAUCGGGCAGCAGCGCAAAAAUAUAUCGGGAAUCUUCGAUGCGCUGUAAAAGACAGUGCGAUGGCUCUGCGAUUUGACCCUACGAAUUUAAAGGUUCGAGGUGCGGAAUGUCUUUUGAAGCUUGGCCAUGCCAAUGAUUGUGUUGACUGGAUUGAGCUGGCAGUGAGAGACUUCGCAUCUAGCAAAGAAAUCUAUGAAGAAGGUAGACUAGAUGACGCUGAACGGAACCAGAUUGUGUCAUUAGAAAACAUUAAGGGAAAAGCAAUGGAAAUGGCAUUGACUGUGGAAAGAAACGAAAGAAAAGCUCGAUUCGAGGAGAAGAAAGAUAUUGAGGCUAAAAGUCGCCUCCUAAAAGCACUUGCUGAACGUAGACUGAAUUUUCGCCCUCGUCUCCCUUUCGAUCGACCUGAGUUGAUGGAUUGGUCUCUUUUAGAAGUUAACCUUCCACAAGCGUCUGAGCAUUACCGUGUUUCCUUCAAUGACGAUGGCAACCUACAGUGGCCUUUCUUGAUUCAGUAUCCACAGGUUGGUCAAGUCGAUGUGUUAACCGAUUGCGAUGAAACGUCACAGGUUGGUUCAGUCAUGCGACCAAUGCUUGAAACACCAGCCGAGUGGGAUAUAGAUCACAUGUUCAGGAUAGACAAUAUCCGCAUGUUUGCAUCAGACGAGUGGAACGAGUUUGUUAUGGAGGUUUGGGAGUGGUCUACAUUUGGAUCUGUAUUGUCUUUGCCAGGAUUUCAAAUUGUGCAAGGACUGCCUGUUAUAAUGGUAGUGUCUUCACUUAAGUACUCUUUAACAGAAUCUGCCAGAUCUGAAAAUUACUAUGUGAAUGUAGAAAAACAGCACAAAAAGACCUUUUAUUUUGUGACUGUGUGGAAAUAUUUGCUACUAAAGGAUAAAAAAUAA